AUGUCGCUUGUUCUUGGCGUUGAUGCUCCGCGUUUGAAUAUCUUCGAACCUGAUACUCUGUUGGACCCCAAAAUCGGGUUUCCAUGGCCUGAAACUCGAAACUUCCCUUUUCACGACAAGAAGUUUAUAAUCCAACCAGUAGACAAGACUGCAAAUGAAGUCUACUUUUCAGUGGAGAAAUUCAAGAUUAAUAAGCGCAUUUUGGCGUUGUGCACCGGCAAUCGUGAGUGGAAUAGAUGA
Messenger RNA from Hydatigera taeniaeformis, 240 nucleotides. NCBI's taxonomy places the organism in Eukaryota, Metazoa, Platyhelminthes, Cestoda, Cyclophyllidea, Taeniidae. The record is from the annotation of a GenBank genome assembly.